AAUCGUUUUGUUAAAUGGUCCUUUUAAGUGUGAUAUAUGUCGCUUCAUUUACAUAUAAAAAUGUGAAUAAUAAGUCAAAAUGUGCCUAAAAUCCAAAUAUUCAUUUAAAAGUAAAAGUUAAGUGUGCUUGAAAAAGAGACCAUAAUAUGCACAGAAAAAUGGAAGGCGGAGAACUUUGUCAUCAAAAAUAGGAAUUUGGUUUAUGGUGCUUCAUAAGCUGAAAAUUUCAACUUUUUAUUUUGAGUAUGAAGCCACCUCUCUUUGCGGAGAAGAAUCCUUUUUAAUCUGCCCUUGAUCCCUAUAUAACAAGUCAUACGCAAACACAUAAAUCAAGCACACAUUCACAUACACACAAAUAAAAAUGGAGCCUUCAAUGCGUCUUGUUUCUGCCGCCUUCGUUCUUGUCUUGCUGUUGGCCACUACAGAGAUGGGGCCAAUGGGUGUUGAGGCAAAGUCCAAGUCAAGCAAGGAAGUUGAGAAAAGGACCUGUGAGGCUGCGAGCGGCAAGUUCAAGGGGAUGUGCUUUUCGUCUAACAACUGUGCAAACACCUGCGCAAGAGAGAAAUUCGAUGGAGGCAAAUGCAAGGGCUUCCGCCGUAGAUGCAUGUGCACCAAAAAGUGCUAAUUGAUUUGUUAAAAGAAAUGUAAGCUGUAUAUGGAUCAUACUUGAGUAAUGAGAUCGAUUGAUAUGAUCCUGUAUUCACUUUUGCGAAUAAAUUGAAUGAUCACGCAUGGAUCAUUAUUCUUA
Pyrus x bretschneideri (Chinese white pear) is the source of this 748-nucleotide messenger RNA. RefSeq names its product defensin-like protein 1. The record is from RefSeq and is a predicted model, not a curated record. NCBI's taxonomy places the organism in Eukaryota, Viridiplantae, Streptophyta, Magnoliopsida, Rosales, Rosaceae. The coding region runs from base 362 to 625 and encodes 87 amino acids. Gene Ontology annotation, biological process: defense response. The transcript is spliced from 2 exons.